Molecule: messenger RNA, 1515 nt
Organism: Pseudocercospora fijiensis CIRAD86
Lineage: Eukaryota; Fungi; Ascomycota; Dothideomycetes; Mycosphaerellales; Mycosphaerellaceae
Exons: 3
Coding region: 1-1515 (504 amino acids)
Source: RefSeq, a predicted model, not a curated record
AUGGACAACCUCUACGACGCCGACGCGGGUUACCUCUACAACAUCUACUACGCCUUGCAGCACGAAACCCGCUCCUCGUCCUGGUACGCAGCAGGCCUCCUCGCACGGAAUGAGAACGAUGAUUGCGAACACGCAAGAAGAAUUCUAAACAACAUCAUCUCGGGCCAAUUUUUUAACGCCAGUGAGCAAUGGUAUGGAGAUUACCAAACAUAUCCCGAACAACCGGAUCCGGGAACGGAGGCGUAUCCAGCGUCGAUAUAUAAUUCUUGGGAUCCGAAUUGGAGGGGUUUCAUUGGGACUGCGAUGAUUGUGUGUUAUGAGGAAUUUGGGCAUCUUUUGCCUCAAGAUCUCAAGGAGAGGAUGGUGGAGAGUUUGCAUUUGAAUGCGAUUGGGGAUACUUAUCGAGUUUAUGGGUCUGAUGAUGAGAAUCUUACGCCGGCGUACAGUAAUGCUGCGAUCAUGAAAGCGGCUGUGUCCGGGUGGGUGGGAAGGAAGGUUGGAGAUGCUAAUAUUACAGCUGAAGGAGAGACUUGGGGUCAGGAGAUUGUUGAUCUUUUCAAGCAGAACGACACGUUGGCUGAGUUCAACAGUCCAACGUAUUUUGGUGUGUCCUUGUUCGCGUUGACGCUCUGGGCGAAGUAUCUGCCGGCGGAUUCGGUCCUUGGAUCCAAUGCGCCCCGUAUGAUUCGCGAGACUUGGGACUUUGUCGGCGAGGUGUACAACGCCAACAUGAAGAAUAUUGCUGGGCCGUGGGACAGAAGCUACGGGUUUGAUCUGAACCGCUACCUGGCCAUCAUGUCACUGUGGAUCUGGAGCUUUGUUGGCUUUGAGCAGUCACCUCUGUAUCCAAAGCCGACGGCGGUGGGACAUGUCGAUGACUUCGAGAUCGGCCCGCUGAUAGCCAUCAUGGCCGACUAUCACAAGACCUUUGUCACUGAGAAGGCUCUAAGUGCGCUCACCUCGUUCGGAGAUUCUCGUCUUGUUCACCGCACAGCCUUUUCGCCGGCUUUUGAUCAUGUGCCCAGGAACUAUUCGACCUUCAUGUCGUCUAAGCUGACCAUUGGCGCCCAGAGCUUCUCGGAAAAGGCAGUCGGCGGCCCGUCCAUCAACCCAGGCCAGUUCAACCCAGUUGUAGUACAAUGGCUUCGGGACGACGGAUCUUCCAGGGUUGGAUUUGUGACGCUUUGGCCGGAAACGCAGUCUUUGCAGGCUGAGGUUAGUGAGAAGCGGCUGGACCUCACCUACCCAUUCGGCAAUGAUACGAGCAAGUUCGUCUUCCACGUCGAUUCGAACGGAAUUGUAGGGCCGAAGAAUGUAAAAUCUUGGAAUGACAUCGCUGGGCUCAAGGUGAAGGUUUCGGGCACUAUCGAGCCGGAGCCGGAGAUAUCGUUUUGCGGUAUCAAUGGUGGUUCGUGCGAUACGGUGAAUGAUUUCGAUUUAUGGAAAUUCACGUACACGAUGGCACCAGGAAGCACGCAAGUUCCAAACAUAGUGCUCGACUUCGAAUUGGCAUGA